Messenger RNA from Quercus robur (English oak), 1708 nucleotides. RefSeq lists its product as uncharacterized. The transcript has 5 exons. The record is from RefSeq and is a predicted model, not a curated record. Lineage: Eukaryota; Viridiplantae; Streptophyta; Magnoliopsida; Fagales; Fagaceae. Bases 921 to 1418 code for a protein of 165 amino acids.
UGGGAAGGGUAGGGUCUUAGAGAGAAUUUGAGAGGGUGAGAGAGAGAGAGAGAUGGGAGUGAAGAGAAGAAAGCUUAGAGAGGGAUACAGUGAGAUUGAGAUUUGCGGAGCAACAUGUUGGGGUUGUUGGAGAAGGUGGGUGUGAGGGGGCAUGAGAGAAUGCCGAGCUUGGAAAAUUGGCUGUUGUAAUUGUGUUGUGCAAGAGGGAAGAAAAAGGCCCUUUUAUUUAUUUAUUUAUUAUUAUUAUUAUUAUUUUUACCUCUAUUUGACUAUUUGUUAAAAUAGUUUGCCAUACAAUAGUAUUUUGAAUGGAAUUUUUUUAAUAUUAAAAAAUAACGUUCUUUCUCUCUUCUUUUCUUUUUUUUCUCUGAUGGAGUAUUUCGUUUCUGUACUUUUUUUUUCUGUUGGUAAGUUUGUUCACAUUGGUUUCUUUGCUUUUUGGCUCUUGGAAAUGUAAAAGAUGAGAACUUGGGUUUUCUUCUGUGAGAUUGCAGAGUUUUCUAUUUUAUCUUUUCUUGGGUUUCUUGCCAACCAAACAUAACUUGCAUUGCUUAUCUGGAUUUUUUCUUUUGUUGGGUAUGGUUUUUCUUUGCAGAAAAUAGAUCUUUACUGUUACACACCGCUUAACUAGAAGCUCUAUUGUUGGAUCAGCUUGGUUUCUAUUCUGUUUUCCCAUCUGGGUGUCUCUUGGUUUUGAGAUCUGGUGGAGAUUUUGGCUGUUUGGGGCAAGGAAUUCAAUUGGGUUUUCAUUGAAAAUUCAGUCUGAUCGAUUUGGUUUGAGUUGUGCAGAUCUGGGCUUUGAUUUGAGAAAGAGGCGUGUUUUUGAAGCAUUGAGCUCUGAGGUAUGCAUUAGAUCUUGUUGAGACUGAGGAACCUGCUUGAUCCAUUGUUCACAUCUGGGCAAAGAGAAGCUGGUGCCAAUGGAAUCAGAAGGAGAAACUGCGGACAAAAUGAGGGAAUUGUUGGCUGACUCUGAGAAUCACUUGCAGUCAUCUGACACAAGUGGUAGUAUUGCAUGGUCAAGAGAUGAUGUGUUUGCCAAAGUGAUGGGUAAGGAGCACAAAGGUCGCAUUCGUGGGGUAGGAUUUGGUCCAACCCCAAGUGGUCAAAGUAGCAAGACUGCUCUCACGGACAGUGAAAUACGAUUAAGUCAAGUAAGGGACGACGAAGUUGCACAAUUGAAGGCUUCCUUGGCUACUAUGGAGGAGAAACUAGCAGGUUUUGACGAAAUGAAGGAAAAAGUUAGUCAAUUCGAAGAAAUGGAGGAAAGAAUGGAGGAAAGAAUGGAGCAAAGAAUGGCUCGCCUGCUUCAACAGAUGCAACAAACUACACAAUGCAAUCAGGAUCCUUCUCCGGUCGAACAAUCUCCACCUCUCCCCAGAUCAUCAGCUGCAUCUCAUCAACCAGGAAGCUUAUAAGUUUUAUCUUGGAGUUCUUGGACUUUUUUGUGUACGAAGAACUAUGGAAGAACAACCGCAUUUUUUGCAAGUGUUGAAAGAUAAUUUUAAACACUUUGAAAUUUUGAUUAUAGUAUUAGAUUAAUUUCAGCGGUUGUUUUAUUCAAAUCACCACAUCUUUUUUUUGUAAAUUUUAAGAUGGUGGUUAUAGAUAAUGCUAUGUAUUUGACAAUACAUUUCUAUGUUAAUAUUACGUUAGUUUCAAGACAUUUGUGGUAUUGUUAAUUAAUUAUAUUUGUGGUUUUAUGUUA